This is a messenger RNA of Necator americanus (New World hookworm), 3486 nucleotides long. RefSeq lists its product as uncharacterized. The record is from RefSeq and is a predicted model, not a curated record. NCBI's taxonomy places the organism in Eukaryota, Metazoa, Nematoda, Chromadorea, Rhabditida, Ancylostomatidae. Gene Ontology annotation, molecular function: DNA helicase activity. The coding region runs from base 1 to 3486 and encodes 1161 amino acids. Gene Ontology annotation, cellular component: replication fork. Gene Ontology annotation, biological process: DNA repair; telomere maintenance; DNA replication. The transcript has 5 exons.
AUGCCAAUGAUGCCGAACGACAAAGAAGUCACCGCACAGCCGAAACACAAUGAAGACAGCGCAGAACGUCUUCUCCGACAGCUAGAAGACUCGCAUCGUCAUCAGCUGCUGCGCCAAAAUGAGAACACUGAACAGCGUUCGGUUAGACUUAUGACAAGUUCGCUACGCCAACAAGCAGUACGCCAAAACGAAAGUGCUGAGCGGCGAUCCGAACGUCUCGCAGCUAACUCGCUGCGUCAACACAGGCGGCGCCAAGCUGAAACUGUUGAGGAACGAAGUGAGCGCCUCUUUGAAAAUGCUCAACGCCAGCAGAGACGCAGACAAACCGAAGGCGCUGAGGAAAGAGCUGUACGUCUGUCUGAAAAUGCACAGCGCCAGCAUAGGCGGCGCGAAAACGAAGAUGCUGCACGACGCUCCGAGCGCUUGAUUCUGAACGGAAAACGCCAACGAAGACAAAGUCUCAACGAUGGCCAUGAGCACCGUAUUCACCGACUGCACGCCGAUGCUGAGAGACAGCGGCGGCGGCGCCGCGCUCCACUAGAGACGAUUGGUCUUGCGCUUAGAACUCGAACAGCAGAGACUAACUACUUAGGUGAAAUGAAUUGUCGUUGUAUGAACUGUGGAGCGCGACACUUUCAAUUUGAAGUCAAGCAGCAGUAUCCAGGUAUAUUUGGGGACUACUGCAAUCAUGACCGGAUUGUGUUCGAUUUAUUCGAAAAAUUUCAAGAGCCUCUCAAACAGCUUUUCUUAAGAGAAAGUUCCGCAUCUCUGGAACAUAGACAGCGUCACAGAAACUUUUUGGAAAAUAUAAGAAAUUUCAACUCGGCUCUAGCGAUUAUCUGCUGUGAUCCAGAGCUUAUGAGAUUCUUGAGUGAGUGGUUCGCCCAAAACAAUGCUUAUGCGCGGUCGUUCAAAAUGAUGAGUGAAGUUGAAAGAGCUGAGAAAGAAGCAGCGAACCGCGAUAAUCGUCGACCAACUACUAUCAGAAUGGUUUUUGAAGAAAAUAGCGGAAGGAACAUCGCACGUGGUCAGUAUGCAAUGCCUACAGCUAAUGAGGUCGCAGUGGUGUAUGUUGGAGAAGAGAAUGAUGUUCCGCCCGCAAGAAGUCUUGCAGUUUCCCUCAGAGAGUCGGAUGGGACGUCCUUGAUGAACAUCAGUGAUAUGGACAAAAGUGAUGAAUGGGUCGCACCGACCAAUUUGCGCCUUUUUACGAAGUUUAACUGUCACGUAAACGUUGAAAUUUGUGGUACAGUUUCGGCAGUCAAGUACUUAUACAAAUACAUCUAUAAAGGUCCCGAUCGUGCACGAAUAACAAUUGAAAGCGAUUCUGAUGACAGCGGAAAUGGUGUGGUAGACGAGAUCAAACAACAUUUGAACACUCGAUGUGUAUGCCCACCUCAAGCUCUUCACAGAAUGUUUGAGUUUGCUAUGCAAGAAAAGUCGCACGCUGUAUGCAGAUUGGCUGUUCACCUGCCAGGAUAUCAGACCGUUCACUUUGUCGCAGGACAAAAACAACAGGCUGUAGAUAGCGCACAUUCUAACUUCACGUCCCUCACCGCUUAUUUUGAGCUCAACCGGUCGUGUGCCAAUGUUUUUGAUAACGGCCUGCAGUCUGAUACAAACAUUGAUGCUCGCGAACUGUUUUAUUAUCAGAUCCCUGAGCAUUUUUCAUUCACGGCACGGCAUGGUUGGAAACCAAGAAGACGUGGAGUUAAGGAAAUAGGAUGCAUGUACACAGUCUCACCACGAGAUGUAGAACGGUACAGUCUCCGCAUCCUUCUGUUGAACACGAAAGGAAAAAUGUCAUUCCAAGACCUGAGAACAGUAGAUGGACGCACGUACGAGAAGUUUUCGGAAGCGACGAAGGCUUCCGGAUUCCUUGAUGACGACACAUACUAUCGUCAAAGUAUUCAGGAAGCUGCACAGUUUCAAAUAGCAUCAACGUUACACAAUUUCUUUGCUUGCUUGCUCUGUUACUGUGAACUCGCAAACGCUGAGGAACUAUGGACUGAGUUUUCGGCAUCGAUGGCUGACGAUUUCACUAAUAUGGGAGGAGACCCAGAAGAUGCAAUUGCUGCUGCCUAUUUCGACAUCGCUGACAGGAUGCCACCUGCAAAUCAACGAUCUUCACUUGCUGAUGUCCCAGUUGACUAUGGUCAACAUGAAAGUGAAGGAUCACGGCUAUAUGCAUCACUGAAUACGCAUCAAAGAAAAGCUGCUGAUGACAUCCUUACAGCAAUGAAUCGCAGAGACGACCGAUGUUUUUUCAUCGAUGGGCCAGGAGGAUCAGGGAAAGCAUAUCUCUAUAAUACCAUCUACAACAUGGCCAUGGGGCAGCGGCGUCAAGUACUGUGUGUUGGUUGGAUUGGAAUCGCACCCAAUCUAUUGCCGAAUGGACGAACGGUAACCUCAGCGUUCAAGCUCAACAUGGCUGAUGAAAAUCGCACGUCUUUGAUGAAACGUCAGCAGAAAGAAGCACGACAGCUCAAGGCCAUUGAUAUUAUCAUAUGGGAUGAAAUUUCAAUGGCUGCAAAGCCGUUCGGCGGCAAGCCAUUCAUCAUUGGAGGCGAUUUUCGGCAAGUAUUACCAGUAGUUGAGCACGGACAAUGCGACGACUUUGUAAAUUCGUGCGUAACAAAUUCUGUUCUUUGGUCACUAUUCAAGAUUUAUCGUCUUGACGUCAACAUGAGAACUCGAGAAGCGGGACUUGGAUGGGCUAAUUUCCUUUUGGAGGUAGGUAAUGGCACGGCGAACGAUAAAGAAGGACGAAUUCAGAUUUUGAAGGAGUUCCGGUGUCAGAGGAGUAUUGUCACGGAAAUUUUUGGCGAGACGAUUGAUCCAAAUGAUACUAACCUUUGUGAACGGGCUACUUUGCCUCCCAUGAAUCUGAAUGUCAGGCAGCUAAAUAAUGAGGCCUUCGAACGACUAUGCACAUUCUGUCAGCAAGAUGAGCGCGUCUACAAAAGCGUUGACGAGGCUGUGUAUUAUGAAGGAAGCUGGGAUGAGUUGUACCCAGUGGAGUACCUAAACACGUUGGAACCCACUGGAAUGCCACCUCAUGAGCUACGUCUGAAGAAAGGUGCAAUCGUCAUGCUUCUGCGCAAUCUUGACGUUGUCAACGGUCUCUGCAACGGAACACGACUGAGAGUAGAAACCUUUGGACGCUAUGUGCUUGGCUGUCGCUUUGUUUGCGGGAGCCGAAAAAACCAGUUAGCUGUAAUACCCAGGAUUGACAACUAUUGGGAAAAGCAGCUACCGUUCCAACUGCGAAGAAGGCAAUUUCCUUUACGUCUUGCUUUUGCAAUGACUAUAAAUAAGGCUCAAAGACAGUCCUUCAAUGAAGUGGGAGUGUACUUGCCGGAAGACGUUUUCAGUCACGGACAACUCUACGUGGCUUUUUCCCGAGCAAGGACGCCAGCCGGACUGAAGGUAGGCACACUGCAUGGUUCAGUGAAGAACAUUGUGUACAACGAGGUUCUGUUAUGA